Messenger RNA from Cicer arietinum (chickpea), 1328 nucleotides. RefSeq lists its product as uncharacterized. The record is from RefSeq and is a predicted model, not a curated record. NCBI's taxonomy places the organism in Eukaryota, Viridiplantae, Streptophyta, Magnoliopsida, Fabales, Fabaceae.
AAUUUUACAAAUUAAAACCCUUACUGUAUCCGAAACGGUUUGUAUUAAAGUCGCAUUCAACUCACUUCCAAGAAUAGCCAAAUCUGGCCGGAAAACGUAGAGUCGUCCGGGAAGACCGCCGCCAUAGUCCACCAGGUUUUUACUUUUCUUUCUUUCCUGUGUGUGAAGGUGAAAGGUGAGAAAGAUGAAAACAAUUUCUGGAACUUGUGAUUCAUCCAAAGAGAUAUCACUUUCAAAAGCUACCAAAAUUCUCUCCAAAUUUGUCUCCGCCGACAACGGUGCUUCAAAUGUCAUCAAUGCAUAUCUCCGCCGUGCUUCCGAAGCUUUCACCGAGCUCAACCACUUCCACAAGGAUCUUAAACCGUUGCGCUCUCAUAGGAAGAGUCGCAAAAGCCAUACAACAGAUGACACUGGCAGAGUUGUUGGAAAUUCUGUUACGAGUGUUGAUUUGAAAUCCGAAAACGAGUUUGGAAAAAUACCUAAGAAGGAACAAAAUGAAAUUGAAUCUGGUCAUGGAUUCCAUGAAGGAGAGAUGAAGCAGAGAAAACAAAAAAAGGAGAAAAAGAAGGAUAAGAAUGUAGAAGGUGAGAAUGCAAAGGAACAAAAACAAUGUGAAGAGAUUGAAAAAAAGAUAAGUAAUGGUGUGAAGGAUGAGAAUUUAGGGAUAGGUAAUCCUCAGGAGAUAGAAAUUAGGUCAAAAAAGAAACACGAAGCGGCGAGUGAGAAUGUGAAGGGACAAGAACAAGUGAAGGAGAUAGAAAAAAAGAUAAGCAAUGGUGUUGUUGAGGAUGAAAAUGGAGGACUAGUUGGUUCUCGGGAUAUAGAAAUUAGGUCGAAAAAGAGAUACGAAUUGGGGAGUGAGAAUAAAUUGAAUCCUGAAGAGGUGAAGAUGGAGCAAAAGAAGAAGAAGAAGAAGAAGAAGAACGAAGGCGUUGAAGAGAGAAGUGAAGAUAGGUCCGGUGAACAUUCUAAGAAGAGAAUGAAAAUGAAGCAUGAGAGUUAUGCUUAAAUUCAGGUCAUUGUUAAAUUCACUUGAUAGUUGUUAAAUCUUUUAAAAUUUUGUUGAGGAAAUUUUCACUUGCAAGGUUGCUUACAUUGUGGCAUCACUUUUUGUACUAUAGUUUGCUUACAUUGUUUUUGACAUACUAGGGUUAUGCCUAAGGUUAUGUGUUUACUAAAUUCACUUGAUAGUUGUUAAAUCUUUUUGAAAAUUGAUGAUGAAUUUUGACUUGUAAGGUUGCUUACAUUGUGGUCUCACUUUUUGUACUGUCAUAUAGCAUAUAGCAUAUAGCAUAUAGCAUAUAGCAUCAGAGGAACUUUCUUUUUUA